CGCCAGCGCCAAGCUGGGGGCUCUGCUUCUGUCCCCUCAGCGCGCCGUCCCUUCAGACCUGGCUCUGCCCAGGGCCAGGCGCACCCCGGGGUAGGGGGUGGGGGCAGUCCUGCCGCAGACUCGGCGGAGGCCCCUCCCGACUGACCACACAGCUGUGUUUCCAGAGGCUUCCCUGGGACGUGGCCUCGGGAUCUGGAAGUUGGAAGGAAUCUUCUCGUUUCCCACCCCUCCCCCUCGACCACCGAGGGGAGUGUGGGCCCCAGGAGCGUCCAGGAGGGCAUCCUCGGGAGAAGUGGCCUUUGGGGUAACACAGAGGAGUGGACACAGACAUUCUGGUUUGGGGGAGGCUCAACCCUGAAACCCUGGCUAAGACUCUCACAAGCAAAAAGCCUUGAGGGACGGACAGUGUGUCUGGGGUGACCUGGGCCCCAGAAGCCUGGUGGAGGGACAUUUCCCAACUGCCAGCUGCCCCUCUAACCUCCUGAGCAGAGGGAGGUCACCCGCUCUGAAACCAUCUUUCUCUCCCUGGGGACCAGGAGGCCCCUGCAGGCGGGGGCCCCUGCUUAUUCCUCCUUAGACCCUUAGACCCAUGGCUUCCAAACUCUCACCUGUGACCGAUGGUGAGAAAUACACGUUAGGUCACAAUUCCGUUCACGCCCAGGGUGUAUAACUGAAACACUUGGGACACUUUAGUGAAAUAACUUUUUACUGUUUUGUUCUCUCAUCUGGCACUUUCUGUUCUAGUAUGUUUGAUUUUUUUUUUAAUUGCUGGUUGUGACCCACUAAAUUGGUUUGCUGUUCACUUACAGAUACAUGUGUCAAGUACACAAAUACAUGGUUUUACUUUGCCCCAGAUGAGAACACACCUCAGCUCCCUCUUCCCUUUCCUGUUGCCUUGGCAAGGUCUACGGUGAGGUGCUCCCAGCUGACCUUGCUCUACCGUGUACCACCCUGUGCCUCAGUGUGCCUGUCUGUACAACAGGAGAACAGUGGGGCCUCAUAAGACUGUGGUGUGGGUGUCAUGUGUUAACCCAUGCAGACCUGUGAAGCUGAGAGCAGUACUUAUCCUGACACGUGCCAGCUGCCACUACCACCAGUUGUCACUGCUCUUUCCGUGGCAGUCCACAUGUGCACCUCGUUGCUUUAACAGCGACCUGUGUCUUGCCUCCACUUCCGACUCGUGGCCCCACAGGCAGGGACCCAGUGGCGCUGUGCACGCAGGGCAGCAUUCCCGUGGGAGUGGCCUGUGGCUCGCGGGCCCACCAGCUCUUUUCCAAGGGCCCACCGUUUCAAAGUCCUGUGCUUAAUGCACCUGCCUCCAAGGUCACAGCCCAGUGGGGGACUGAGACCCUGGUGGUCCCCAGAGGGGACGAGUGGGAGCUCAUGCCAGGUCUUGGCAAGAUGCCGAUCCUUGGGUGGAGGCCCUGGCUGGUGUUCGGGGGACCAUGAGGGAAGGAGUGUCUGGCAGUGUCUUUGGCGAGACUUGUCCCCACGAAGAAGAGCAGAGGGAGACCAAGCUGGGGAGAAAGAGAGCCUGAGCUUUAGGACUCAGGGUUGAGUGUGUCCGGUCUUGGCCAGAGUUCCAGGCUUUGUGGAGAUGGGGGCUUCAUGGAAGAAGGCGCUUGGAGCAGGUGUUCAAGCCCAGGUGGGUAAGACUGAGGAGCAUUCCUGGCAGAGGGGACACGCCGGCGAUUCUCUGGGAGCUGCAGUGGACAUAGCCUGUGUCCCGUGUCCGAGGGGGAGGGAUUGGCUGGGGAAGGUUGGUCGGGGGAGAGGCUGGUUGCUGCUGGGGCCUCCUCACUGGCCUCCCGGCCUCCAUCGUGCCCCCUCCAGUAUGGGCCACACUACAGAGUGAUCUUUCUCAAGCACAGCAGUUACUUCCAGGAGCUCCUGCCGCCCUCGGAGUAAAGGUCCAGUCUGAAGUCCUUCCCAUGCUGUGGGGGCCCUUUCUGGCCCUCCACCUGGUUUGCCCCCAUGCAGGCCCCUUCCCCUCCAGCCACAGCAGAGCCUCCCUUCCCAGGAUUCAGCCAUGGGCCUUCCUGCCUCUGUGCAUCUGCCUAAACUGUCCCUUCCACCUGGGAUGCCCUUCCCUUCUCCCUGCCCCCUCCUCCUCUGAUCUCCGUGGCAGAACUGAGUCAUCUCCCUUUGUCUGUGGCUGAGGCAGAGCGUUUAUCACGGAAUUAUCAGUAAUUCUGUCGUAUCUGUUCUCCACGGAGGCUCCAGCAUCUCAGCCCCAGAGCUGCCUCCCUCCUGUCUGCAGCCCCAGCUCCGAGGAUAACCCACCCGAGUCAUGCAGUCUUUUCGAGAAAGGUGUGGUUUCCAUGGCAAACAGCAGAACUACCAGCAGACCUCGCAGGAGCCGUCUCGCCUGGAGAACUGCAGGCAGCCGGGCCAGGCCGGGCUGAGCUGUGACCGGCAGCGGCUGCUGGCCAAGGACUAUUACAGCCCGCAGCCCUACCCGGGCUACGAGGGCAGCGCAGGCACGCCCGCCAGCACAGCCCGCGGCACCAAGGGCCUGCCCGCGCAGCAGGCCCUGCCCGGGCGGCCAGCCUUUCCAGGCUACAACGUGCAGGACAGCGGCCCCUUCCCCGGCCGCUACUCAGGCGAGGAGAGCUUGCAGGCCUGGGGGGCCCCCCAGCCGCCACCCCCCCAGCCACAGCCCCUGCCAGGUGGGGUGGGCAAGUAUGACGAGAACCUGCUGAAAAAGACGGCGGUGCCGCCUGGCAGGCAGUACCCCGAGCAGGGCACCCAGCUGCCCUUCCGGACUCACUCCCUGCACGUCCAGCCGCAGCUGCCACAGCCCCUGGCCUAUCCCAAGCUCCAGAGGCAGAAACUGCAGAACGAUCUCGCCUCGCCUCUGCCCUUCCCCCAGGGCAGCCACUUUCCCCAGCACUCCCAGUCCUUUCCCACGUCCUCCACCUACUCCUCCCCCGGCCAGGCCGGGGGGCAGGGGUCCCAUUCCUAUAAGAGUUGCACAGCACCGUCCGCCCAGCCCCACGACAGGCCACUGACCGCCAGCUCCAGCCUGGCCCCAGGGCCGCGGGUCCAGAACCUUCAUGCCUAUCAGUCCGGCCGCCUCAGCUACGACCCGCAGAAGCAGCAGCAGCAAGCCCUGCAGAGCCGCCACCAUGCCCAGGAGAGCCUGCACUACCAAACCCUCGCCAAGUACCAACACUACGGCCAGCAAGGCCCCGGCUUCUGCCAGCCGGACGCAGCGGUCAGGCCCCCGGAGCAGUACUACCAGACCUUUAGCCCCAGCUCUGGCCACUCGCCCGCGCGCUCCGUGGGCCGCUCCCCUUCCUACAGCUCCACCCCGUCGCCGCUCAUGCCCAACCUGGAGAACUUCCCCUACAACCAGCAGCCGCUCAGCGCCGGGGCCUUCCCUGCUGGCCUCACCGACCACAGCCACUUCAUGCCCCUGCUCAACCCCUCCCCGACAGACGCCGCCAGCUCCGUGGACGCCCAGGCCGGCAACUGCAAGGCCUUGCAGAAGGACAAGCUCCCUGAGACGCUCCUGUCAGAUCUGAGCCUGCAGAGCCUCACGGCGCUGACCUCGCAGGUGGAGAGCAUGUCCACCACGGUCCAGCAGCUGCUGCUCUCUCAGGCCACCGCGCCGCAGAAGAAGGGCGUCAAGCACCUGGCGUCCCGGACCCCGGAGCAGCACAAGAGCCAGCACUGCAGCCCCGAGGGCAGCGGCUACUCAGCCGAGCCGGUGGGCACGCCGCUGUCGGAGCCGCUGAGCAGCACGCCGCAGUCCAGCCACGCCGAGCCGCCCGAGACCGACUACCUGAGCGGCUCUGAGGACCCGCUGGAGCGCGGCUUCCUCUACUGCGGCCAGGCGCGCGGCAGCCCCGCCAGGGUCAAUAGCAGCUGCAAGGCCAAGCCCGAGUCGGUGUCCACCUGCUCCGUGACCUCGCCCGACGACGUGUCCACCAAGUCCGACGACUCCCUCCAGAGUCUGCACAGCGGCCUGCCGCUCGGCAGCUUCUCCAGGCUCGUGGCCAGCGCACGGGACUGCCCGCGGCUGCUGCUCAGCGCCCUGGCGCAGGAGGACCUGGCCUCCGAGAUCCUAGGGCUGCAGGAGGCCGUUGGCGAGAAGGCUGACAAGGCCUGGGCCGAGGCGCCCAGCCUGGCCAAGGAUGCCUGCAAGCCACCCUUCUCGCUGGAGAACCACAGCGCCUGCCUGGACUCUGUGGCCAAGGCUGCAUGGCCGAGGCCGGGGGAGCCAGAGGCCCUUCCUGGGUCCCUGCAGCUGGAUAAGGGUGGGGGCGCCAAGGACUUCAGCCCGGGGCUGUUUGAAGACCCGUCUGUGGGCUUCGCCACCCCCGACCCCAAGAAGACCACCGGUCCCCUCUCCUUUGGCACCAAGCCCACCCUUGGGGCUGCCGCCUCCGACUCCACCACAGCGGCGUUUGACUGCUUUCCCGACACGACCACCGCCAGCUCGGCGGACAGCGCCAACCCCUUUGCCUGGCCCGAGGAGAACCUGGGGGACGCUUGUCCCCGGUGGGGGCUGCAGCCCGGUGAGCUCGCCAAGGGUCUGGAGCAGGGCGGGAAGGCCGCGGACGGCGUUGGCCAGGAGUCCGCCCAUGAGGCUCCGGCCUGCCUGGGCUUCCAGGAGGAGGAGCCCCCGGGGGAGAAGGCCGUGGUGCCUCGGGACUCCAAGCAGGAGGAGGUGGGUGGGGUGAAGGAGGAGGCGGGCGGGCUGCUGCAGUGCCCCGAGGUGGGCAAGGCUGACCGGUGGCUGGAGGACAGCCGGCACUGCUGCUCCACUGCGGACUUCGGGGACCUCCCGCUGUUGCCGCCCACCGGCAGGAAGGAGGACCUGGAGGCGGAGGAGGAAUACUCCUCCCUGUGCGAGCUCCUGGGCAGCCCCGAGCGGAGGCCGGGCCUGCAGGACCCGCUGUCGCCCAAGGCCCCACUAAUGUGCGGCAAGGAGGAGGUAGAGGAGGUGCUGGACCCCAAGGCCGGCUGGGGCUCCCCGUGCCCUCUCUCUGGGGACUCCGUCAUCCUGCUGGGCCCCACUGUGGGCGCCGAAUCCAAGGUCCAGAGCUGGUUUGAGUCCUCCCUGUCCCACAUGAAGCCUGGGGAAGAAGGGCCUGAUGGGGCGCUGGCUCCGGGGGCUUCCGCCACCCUGGCCCCCGACACCUCCCUGGCCCAGAAGCCAAACAAACCCGCUGUACCCGAGGCUCCCAUCGCUAAGAAAGAGCCCGUGCCUCGUGGCAAAAGCUUGCGGAGCCGGCGGGUGCAGCGGGGGCUGCCUGAGGCUGAGGACUCCCCGUGCAGGGCGCCGGCGCUGCCCAAAGACCUGCUGCUCCCCGAGUCCUGCACGGGGCCCCCACAGGGACAGAUGGAAGGGGCGGGAGCCCCAGGCCGAGGGGCCUCAGAUGGACUCCCCAGGAUGUGCACCCGCUCCUUCACGGCCCUGAGCGAGCCCCGCACACCCGGCCCCCCAGGCCUGCCCACUACCCCGGCACCCCCAGACAAACUGGGAGGCAAACAGCGAGCCGCCUUCAAGUCAGGCAAGCGGGUGGGGAAGCCUUCUCCCAAGGCUGCAUCCAGCCCCAGCAACCCAGCCGCCCUGCCUGUGGCCUCCGACAGCAGCCCCAUGGGCUCUAAGACGAAGGAGACAGACUCGCCGGACACACCAGGCAAAGACCAGCGCCCCAUGAUCCUCCGGUCCCGCACGCGGACCCAGGAGGCCUUCCACUCCAAGCGGCGGCGGCCCUCGGAGAGCCGGCUCCCUGCCUGCCGCGCUGCCAAGAAGCUCCUGGCUAACAACCACCUGCCUGCCACGUUCAAGGCCGCCGGCAGCCCCCAGAAGGAAGGCAGGGUGGGCCAACGGGCCAGGGUCCCCAAGCCUGGAGCGGGCGGCAAGCUCUCCGAUCGGCCCCUCCACACCCUCAAAAGGAAGUCGGCCUUCAUGGCGCCCAUUCCCACCAAGAAGCGGAACCUGGUCCUACGCAGCGGCGCCGUCAGCGACGGGAAGGAGGCGGGGGCCGAGGGCUCCCCCACCCUCUUCAAGAGGAUGACCUCUCCCAAGAAGGCCAAGCCCACCAAGGGCGACGGUGAGCCCGCGGUGAAGCCGCUGCCCCCAGAGACCCCCGACGCCUGCCUGAAGCUGGCCUCGCGGGCGUCCUUCCAGGGGGCCAUGAAGACCAAGGUGCUGCCGCCCCGGAAAGGCCGGGGCCUGAAGCUGGAGGCCAUCGUGCAGAAGAUCACCUCGCCCAGCCUGAAGAAGUUCGUGUGCAAAGCACCAGGGGCCCCACCCGGGAAUCCUCUGAGUCCCUCCCUCCCUGAGAAGGGGCUCAAGAGUGCCGGGGGCAGCCCUCUGGGGGCAGAAGAAGGUCUCUUAAACGUGGGCACCGGGCAGAAGUUCCCGGCAACUUUGGGGGCUGACCUGUUAUGCAGAAAUCCGACCAACAGACCCUUAAAAGGCAAACUUGUGAACAGUAAGAAACUGUCCUCAACCGACUGUUUCAAAACUGAGGCCUUCAUGUCCCCAGAGGCCCUGCUGCCUGGGGGCACUGCCCUGGCGCCUAAGAAGAGAAGCCGGAAAGGCCGGGCCGGAGCCCUCGGACCCCCCAAAGGCUCCCUGGAGAAGCGGCCCCAUCUAGGCCCGGCUCUGCUCCUGACUCCCCGAGACAGGGCCAACGGCACGCCGGGUACCAGUGAGGACAGCUGUGGUGGAGGAGGCAAGAAGCCAAAGACAGAGGAGCUGGGCCUGGCCUCCCAGCCCCCCGAGGGCCGGCCCUGCCAGCCCCAGACGAGGGCGCAGAAGCAGCUGGGCCACGCCGGCUGCAGCGGCUAUUCCAAGCGGAAGCGCCUGACGCGGGGCCGGGCCAAGAACGCCAGCUCCUCCCCCUGUAAGGGGCGUGCCAAGCGGCGGCGGCAGCAGCAGGUGCUGCCCCUGGAUCCCGCAGAGCCUGAAAUCCGCCUCAAGUACAUUUCUUCCUGCAAGCGUCUGCGGGCAGACAGCCGCACCCCUGCCUUCUCGCCCUUCGUGCGGGUGGAGAAGCGGGACGCAUUCACCACCGUGUGCACUGUUGUCAACUCCCCUGGAGAGGAGCCCAAACCCCACAGGAAGCCUUCCUCCUCCACUUCCUCUUCCUCAUCCUCUUGCUCCUACUCCUUGGACGCGGCCGGGGCCUCCCUGGCCAUGCUCCCUGGGGGCUCCGUCCUGCAGCCUCGGCCCUCCCUGCCCCUCUCCUCCACCAUGCAUCUGGGGCCCGUGGUUUCCAAGGCCCUGAGUACCUCUUGCCUUGUUUGCUGCCUCUGCCAAAACCCGGCCAACUUCAAGGACCUUGGGGACCUCUGUGGGCCCUACUAUCCCGAACACUGCCUCCCCAAAAAGAAGCCAAAACUCAAGGAGAAGGUGCGGCCGGAGGGCACCUGCGAGGAGGCCUCGCUGCCUCUCGAGAGGACACUCAAAGGCCUCGAGUGCCCAGCUGCCACUGCUGCUGCCACCACCACUGGGAAGCCCCCCAGGCCUGACGGCCCGGCCGACCCAGCCAAGCAGGGCUCCCUGCGCACCAGCGCCCGGGGCCUGUCCCGGCGGCUGCAGAGUUGCUACUGCUGUGACGGUCGGGUGGAUGGCGGCGAGGAGGCAGCCCUAGCCGACAAGAGCCGCAAGCAUGAGUGCACCAAGGAGCCGCCGGCAGAACCUGGCGGGGACACCCAGGAGCACUGGGUGCAUGAGGCCUGCGCCGUGUGGACGGGCGGGGUCUACCUGGUGGCCGGGAAGCUCUUUGGGCUGCAGGAGGCCAUGAAGGUGGCCGUGGACAUGACUUGUUCCAGCUGCCAAGAAGCCGGGGCCACCAUCGGGUGCUGCCACAAAGGAUGCACCCACACAUACCAUUACCCGUGUGCCAGCGACGCGGGUUGCAUCUUCAUCGAAGAGAACUUUUCUUUGAAAUGCCCCAAACAUAAGAGGCUGCCGUUGUAACCCACCCACCCCACGGCCGGAGAAGCCGCCGGAGCCCGCCCGCCACCGAGGAGCGGAGUCGCCUGCCCAGCCCCCGGGCCUUUGAGCUGCGCCCUGCGCGGGUCCAGAGCCGAUCCCUGAUCCGGACCCCGGAUCUCGGAUCUGGCCGCCUCGGGCUGCGGCGAGUGGUCCCGGCUUGGAAAGGAAACAUGUUUCGGAUCCGUCUGCUCCCGGAACCGGACAACACAGGGCUUUCUCGUCCCCAACCCCCGGCCCGGCUUGGAGAGGGGGAGCCGGGCCAGAGUGGGGGGUGGACGGCGUCUAGUCUGGGGACACGCUUCAUCCCUGGAAAUUCCGGGACGACGUGGUGCACAUUCCACGUGGGUCGGUCGUGGCACGCAGCCGGGCACCCUGGGGUGGGGUGGGGUCCGAAGAACCAGGGAAGAGACUGUUCCUCCUUGAACGAGGCUGGGGGCGGGGGCCGCCGAAGCCUCUCCGGAGAGGGCGAGGCCGGCGCAGGAGGGGCUGGAGGCUGUAUGCCCUAACCGAUCUGCCUUGGCCAGAACCUCCGUGCUGGUCGGGCAGGGCCGAGAGUCUGGGUCCCAUGCUCAGGGGAUGCAGGCUCCCCGGGCGUGGGCGGGACUGGCCCCUACUGGCUUGGUCGUCCCCCUUCCAGGCCGCCCCUUCCCCAGAGCGCAAGAGUCUCGACCAGAGUGCACCCCCGGCAGACGCGUUACCGUCCCUCUGCACGACCACCCGCCUCCAGGGACCGCAGCGUCACUCACACGGGAGUGGAGACAGCGCCAGAUCCACGUACACACCUGUGUGCCCCUCUAUAUAUAUGUCACAUAGAAUGUAUAUAUGUUGGGAACAUGCUCGCUUCUCCGUGUGUCAUGCGCCCCUCAGCAAGGGGCCCUGCGGAGAAGGGGGCUCCAGCGAUGCCCCCUUCCCCACGCAGCCACCACCGCCCGGGCCACUGCCCGCCGGUUUGUCCGCCUGUCCGUCCGUGUCCUCAGCUCUGUCCACGCUUCGAUAGGCCUGACGCAGCCCCAGCCCGGGGCCGCCCUAGCAACUUCCUGUACAUAUGACUGUAAAAUGGUGAACGUGUGUAUUAUAUCCAGCCUCGUUAUACAGUGUAUAUAUAUGUAUACAUAUACAUAUAUAUAAUAUAUAUGAAGACUGUAAAUGUUAAGACUAGUGUUCUUAUUAGUAUAUUGCUUCACACUGAAGAUUGUGUGUAUCGAGCUGUUUCUAAAAGAUGUUUAUUUUCCUUAAGAGUAAAAAAACAGUCAUUGCAUUCAGAAAAAAAAAGUCAAUAAAGAUACGACGAUUGUUUUGGAA
Molecule: messenger RNA, 9265 nt
Organism: Camelus dromedarius (Arabian camel)
Lineage: Eukaryota; Metazoa; Chordata; Mammalia; Artiodactyla; Camelidae
Gene: RAI1
Product: retinoic acid induced 1
Exons: 5
Coding region: 2291-7945 (1884 amino acids)
Biological process (GO): circadian regulation of gene expression; regulation of transcription by RNA polymerase II
Cellular component (GO): nucleus
Source: RefSeq, a predicted model, not a curated record